CUGAGGGUUGAAAUGGCGCAGCAAGAAAAACUCUCCUGUUCCAUCUGUCUGGAUCUACUCAGAGAUCCGGUGACGAUUCCCUGUGGACACAACUACUGUAUGGACUGUAUUAAAAGGUACUGGUAUGAAGAGAAACAAGGGAAAGUACAAAGCUGUCCUCAGUGCAGGCAGGAUUUCAUACCAAACCCUGUCCUGGUGAAAAACACCAUGUUAGCAGAUUUAGUGGAGGAGCUGAAGAAAACAGGAGCCUCAGCUGAACCAGCUGAUCACUGUUAUGCUGGACCUGAAGAUGUGGCCUGUGAUUUCUGCACUGGGAGAAAACUGAAAGCUCUCAAGUCCUGUCUUCAGUGUCUGGUCUCUUACUGUGAGCAACACCUCCAGCCUCACUAUGAGUCUCCAGCCUUUGAAAAACACAAGCUGGUUCAACCGUCAAAGAAGAUUCAGGAGAACAUCUGUACUCGUCACAAUGAGGUGAUGAAGAUUUUCUGCCGCACUGAUCAGCAGUGUAUCUGUUAUCUCUGCUCCAUGGAUGAACACAAAGGCCACGACACAGUCUCUGCUGUAACAGAAAUGACUGAGAAGCAGAGAGAGCUAAAAGUGAAUCAGCAAAAGAUCCAGCAGAGAAUCCAGGACAGAGAGAAAGAUGUGAAGGUGCUUCAGCAGGAGGUGGAGGCUAUCCGUCGCUCUGCUGAUAAAGCUGUGAGGGAAAGUGAGAAGAUGUUCACAGAUCUGAUCCUUCUCUUUGAGAAAAGAAGGUCUGAUGUGAAGCAGCAGAUCAGAUCCCAGCAGGAAAGUGAAGAAAGGCGAGUCAAAGAGCUUCAAGAGAAGCUGGAGAAGGAAAUCUCUGAACUGAGGAACAAAGAUGAAGAGUUGGAGAAGCUCUCACACACAGAGGACCACACCCAGUUUCUACAGAAUUACCUUUUACUUUCAAAUCUCACUGACUCUUCAGAGUCACUCAGCUUCAAUAUCCGACCUCUGCGAUACUUUGAGGAUGUGAUGGCGACUGUGUCAGAGGCCAGAGAUAAACUGCAGCACGUUCUUAAAGAAGAAUGGACCAAGAUCUCACAGACAGUGACUGAUGUGGAUGUUUUACUGCCACAAGUGGAGCCCAGGACCAGAGCUGAAUUCUUACAGUACUCACAACAAAUCACACUGGAUCCAAACACAGAAAACAGAAAGCUGGUUUUAUCUGAAGGGAACAGAAAAGUAACAUUGGGACAAUCAAUAUUUGGUGCAUUUAAAAUAUUAAUGGAGUUACAGUCUACACAGCUGAGUUCACCCUGUAGCUUCUACCGUUUUCAGAUGCUGAGCAGAGAGACUUUGACUGGAUGUUGUUAUUGGGAGGUGGAGCACAGUGGGGAUGUAGUUUCAGUAGCAGUCACAUACAAGCAUUCAAGAGGAACAGAAUAUGAGAGGGUAUUUGGGAACAAUGACAAGUCUUGGGCAAUGUAUUGUUUUGGGAAUAGAUUAGAAUUCAGACAUAACAACAUCAGAACCUCCAUCUCAGAUCCUCUGUCCUCCAGAGUGGGAGUGUACCUGGACCACAGGGCAGGUAUUCUGUCCUUCUACAGUGUCUCUGAAACCAUGACUCUCCUCCACAGAGUCCAGACCACGUUCACUCAGCCGCUCUAUGUGGGACUUGGAGUUGGUUAUAACUCUACAGCUGAGCUCAGAUAGGUUGGAAUGAUUAGGUGGAUGAGUGACGUUGGGGUUUUUUGCUGCUUGGAUCUUUUUGCUGUGGUGUUACUGCAAAUUCUCACUGAUGAGCUGAUAAACUGUGUAGACAUGCUGUGAUCUGCCUGUGAUUUUGCUCUUCAUGUAGUUUAAGCUUUGGAAGGUGGCACUGCUUUCAAUGUAUGUGUGACAUGAAAUACACAUCAGUCUAAGACCAGGACUCUUAACCUCAGGUUUGCAGCAGGGUUACAGGAAGGCUGCUAAAAUAAGCCAAUAGGAAAUAAAUUCAGCACGCUGCAGAGUAACAGUGCCACGUACACACACACAGGUCGCACUCCUUAAAAGGUUGUGAACCACUGGUCUAAGAUGUUUCUUCUGUGAAUUCUGUGCAGUAAUAAUUAAUAUUGUUUAUUUCAAAUAGAGACUGUUAUAGGCCUCUGAUUUCCCAUAGAGAAAGCAGCAGAACAAGAUGAAAAAACUGCUACACUUUGCAGCCUCUGGGUGUCACUGCAGGACUGUGCCUGUCUCUUUCAGCUCUGCUCCGACCAGUUUGUGGCUCCAGUGAAAACUCAGCGUGUGGUUCAGCUGCAGGAACACGACCUGGCAGCUCACAUGGCACCACAACAUCUGAGCAAUCACACUUAUUUACUCAUUUAUUCCUACAUCUUCUUACUGACGGUGCAUGAGGAGUGUGGGCAACAAGGCAAAGCCACACUGGACGAUUUACUUGAAUCUUAAUAUAUUUAUCUUUUAUUUAUUUUAAUUAUUCUACAUUUGCAUGUUUAGUAUCUCUUACUGUACGAUAUCAAGCUUCCAUAACUGCAUGUGAACUAAGACAAUGUGCACAUCCCUGAAUCCACCUAAAAACUUAGAAUUGUACUGUAUCAAUCAAUACAUCAUCAGGUAAUACAAGUAGACAGAUAAAAGCAUUUAAACCAUGAACAAUCAUUUAAAUAAAACAGGUGGAGGUGGCAAACAAAUGAAGAUCAGUGUGUGACAUUUCAAACAUGUGACAGGAUGUCACUGUCCACUCAAUAUCUACUUAUCACAUGUAAAGACGUAAAGUUUGUGUCAGCUGUGAUCAGCAUGAAUGCAUGUAUUUAUUCACUGUGUUUUGUUCUCCACCGAGCACCGUCAUCAUCACGUGAGACAACUGUAUACUGUCACCACAGAGCCACCGUACAACCACCAUCAUCUGCAUCAAAUAACAUUCUGUGAAAUAAACUAACUAUA
Toxotes jaculatrix (banded archerfish) is the source of this 2910-nucleotide messenger RNA. Its product is annotated as tripartite motif-containing protein 16-like. Gene Ontology annotation, molecular function: zinc ion binding; protein binding. The coding region runs from base 13 to 1680 and encodes 555 amino acids. The record is from RefSeq and is a predicted model, not a curated record. Lineage: Eukaryota; Metazoa; Chordata; Actinopteri; Toxotidae. The transcript has a single exon.